AUGUCGGCUUCAAAGAAACUUAUUGUUUGCGGAGGGACCGGUUUUUUGGGCUCUCGUAUCUGCAAAUAUGCUGUUGCUCGAGGAUGGGAUGUAACCUCCAUCAGCCGUUCUGGUGACCCCCGGUGGGACACUAUCAGCGCCUCGGCUACACCUCCGUCUUGGGCACAUAAAGUGAGCUGGGAGCGUGGUGAUAUUCUUCGUCCGGCUACGUAUGCUCCAUUACUCAAUGGCGCUGACUUCGUGGUGCACAGCAUGGGCAUCCUCCUGGAGGCCGAUUACAAGGGCGCCAUCUCAGGCAAGGAGUCCCCCAUUGCUGGUCUUCAGAAAGCUUUUGCUCCCGUCCGUGACCGAGGUGUGGACCCUUUGGCUAAAGGACAAGGAGAGGACAUCAAGCCUCCAAACCCCAAGGAUCAAUUCACAUAUGAGAUUAUGAACCGCGACAGUGCAGUCACAUUGGCUAAGCACGCGGUUGCUGCUAAAGUGGGUGCCUUCUGCUACAUCUCUGCUGCAGCAGGUGCUCCUGUUCUCCCUCAACGAUAUAUAUCGACCAAGCGAGAGGCCGAGAUCACCAUUGCCAGCAAGUUCCCAGAGCUCAGAGGUCUUUUCAUUCGCCCUUCUUUCAUGUUUGAUAGCUCACGCCCGGUGACAAUGCCUCUGGCUGCAAUGGUUGGCCUUGGCACAGCCUUCAACGGUCUUACAGGCAACUACUUCAAGACUUUCAUUGGUGCGGCAGGAGUCAAGCCUUUGAAGGUUGAGACUGUGGCGGAGGCAGUGGUUGAGGCCCUGGGCGAUGAGACCAUCAAGGGUGCCAUCGACGUGCCAGAAAUUGAGGAGUUGGCAAGCAAAGCCUGGAGAAAAGCCAUGCUGUAG
This is a messenger RNA of Fusarium mangiferae, 870 nucleotides long. RefSeq names its product putative oxidoreductase. Gene Ontology annotation, cellular component: mitochondrion. The record is from RefSeq and is a predicted model, not a curated record. Gene Ontology annotation, molecular function: protein-containing complex binding. NCBI's taxonomy places the organism in Eukaryota, Fungi, Ascomycota, Sordariomycetes, Hypocreales, Nectriaceae. The transcript has 2 exons. The coding region runs from base 1 to 870 and encodes 289 amino acids.